AUGCAUAGUAAACGCCAUAGAUCCGAGCUACCAGAAGUGUUAUGGCGAGACGUGUAGUCCAGCGUGGUGCAGACGAUCUGGAUCGAAUCAGCCAACUCCCGGUAGAGAUUCUCGACCAUAUUAUGGGGCUCUUGCCUAUUCAACAAGCUGCUAGAACUGCAGUUUUGUCUAAGGUUUGGAGAGAUUUGUGGUCCAGUCUCUCGCAUUUGUGCUUCGAUCAUCUCUUCUUUAGCCAUUUUAAUAAGAAAUAUCGGCGGGCUAGUAAAUACAUCAAGACAUCUUCAUGUUUUUAUGUAAUCACCAAAGUUCUCUUGGAACACAAGGGAUCUAUCCGUAAAUUUGUGUGUCUUCAUUCAAAUGUUGGGACCCUAACGGUUAGGUCUCGAUCAUUUGACAUAGAUCAGUGGUUGUUGUUAGUCACACGACGAGGUGUUGAAGAAAUCUACCUUCAUUUUGGGUAUAACGAAUACAAGCUGCCGGAUUGCAUAUUUUCAUGCUCAACCCUUAGAACAUUAUGUCUGCAAGGGUUCUCUAUUGAACCGCAAUGUUCUCCAUGCACUCUACCAAAUGUUACCUCACUUCGUUUUGUACGUGUUGGAUUUGGUUCUAGAGAUAUUUCAAACUAUGCUGUACAUGUUCCUAGGCUCGAGAAUCUGUCAUUUAUUCGGUGUAAGGAUAUGUUUCACUUUAACAUUACUCCUAGAAAUCUUUCCAGUUUGACAACCAAGGGCUGUUAUAAUAGCGAAUCUGACAAGUUUCUCCCAGUCAACUUGGACUUGAAAUCUAUUUGCACUCUUGAUAUGAAGAACUGUUCCGAUCUCCGGUAUUUUCUUGGCCAAUAUACUACAAAGGGACUCUCUUUACAACCGCCCGCACUAAAUGUGGAACUACUCAAGCUCUCAAAUUUUUGGUCCGGGGAUGAUGAUGAGAUUUCUGCAUUUGUAUGCUUGCUGUCUAAUUGCCCAAAGUUAUGCAAUCUUGAAUUACUUUUGACAGGGGAUUUAAAAAUGUGUAUAGAUGCUACAUCAGGGCAUUUGGAAAAAUUCCGCAGGGUGCUACGAACACAAAAACUACUUUCCUUUUUGAAGCUUAAUGUAUUCGAAGAGUUGGAGCCCCACAUGCAUUUCAUUCAGGAGAUGCUUGCCUGUCUUCCAGCACUUGAAAAGGUUGUCAUUAUACGUCCUUCGUAUAUGUCUGGUUUGAACGAGGAACAUGAAACUAUGGAAGAGAUUUUGCAUUUUCCGCGUGCGUCCGCGAAAGCAAAAAUUGUCUAUCAAUUAAUGGAGGACCCUCCAAUAUGAAACAUUUGUUUUGAAUGCUAAUAACUCUAUUAUAAUGUAGAAUUUCCUCAUAGAUUCUCAACCUGUUAAAGCAUAUAGACUUACUGGCUACUGCUCUCCUUAGAAGCCGAAACUGUGAUCUCUCAUUUGAGAGAGUCAUUGUGAUGCUGCCGAACCACAUUGUCACUACAUAUGUUUGUUGUUUUAUGGCGAGUCUAGAACCGUGGCUAGGUUUUCGAGUCUAUUAGCGAGAUUCAAAGUGAUUGAGUCCUAGAAUGUAGGAUUUCAUAAUCAAGGACGGUUAAUUGC
Cuscuta campestris is the source of this 1589-nucleotide messenger RNA. Lineage: Eukaryota; Viridiplantae; Streptophyta; Magnoliopsida; Solanales; Convolvulaceae. The record is from the annotation of a GenBank genome assembly.